GCCCAUUUCCAGUUAACGCUUCUUAAUUAAAGAUUCGUUUAGUAUAUUGAGAAAUGCCAAAACGGUUGGACACAAGAGUGGAGAUACGUACAGGGUCGACCAGUACAAACGCAACAGCCAAAGUUGAUUCUACCACGGAAAUCAAACGGACAGGUUACCUUCGUAUGCAGUCGGCAUACAAGAUGGCGGAGCUGAACCAACAAGACUUUAAUAGAAGCGCUUUGACUGUACAACGAAAACGGGCAUGGUACACGGGACAGCAAACUGAGAGAAUACCAAGCGGUUUGGUUCGAGUCAUUGGUGUAGACUGCGUGAGCCUUGAUUUAUCUUACAACGCGCUGAGUUCUGUAUCGGCACUGAAGGACUGUACCGACCUAGAGGAACUCAUCUUGGAUAACAAUUGCUUAGAAGACCUGAAAACUCUACCAGUCAUGCCGAGUCUCACUACCCUCAGCGUGAACAAUAAUAAGUUGGCAGACAUUGAUGGCGUUCUGAAGAGGAUAAAAGACUGCUGUCCCAAGGUCGAAUAUGUCAGUCUGCUCGGCAAUCCUGGCUAUCCGGAUCAGUUGACAAAUCCUACACUGAACGAUGAUGAAGAUUAUGAGCGUUUUAGGCUUUACUCAAUUUAUGUUUUGCCACCGUCCAUCCGUUUCCUCGAUUACCGAGCUGUGACUGCUAGCGAAAGGUCGAAUGCACGUAAUCGUGGCCGAUUUUAUCGAACUGUCAAACUCACCCAGGAGUCACCCGGUCUUCCACCAUCAUCUUCGAUCGACGAGUACGAUGGACUCGAUUUUAUAAACUACACGCCACUUCCACGAUCCGUGCGUACGCCGCAAGAUCACAAAGGUGCUUACGGGAAGUGCAAAUACCGCUAUUCUGGAAAGAACUCUGAAGGCAAUCGUUUCAUUUCAAAUAACGAUCUCUAGAGGCGGAAAUAAGGGGACAAGAAAUUACGGUUGGAAUGUUAAUUCGCACGAGUAAAGAUUGCCCUAGGCCAUCCCGUUUUUGAGAUCUUCCCUGUGAACUCAACUCAAAAUUCUGAGACCAGUUGGCAAAAAGUCUAAAGUCCGGCGAAAGACUAAUGCUAAUUUAUUUGAAAAAAAAAAAAUAAAUAAAAAAACAAAGGAGACUGUCAAUAUGCAUCGAUAACUUUCUAAUAAGUUGUAAACAUCAAUCUCCUUCUUAAGAGAUGGAUGCUCAUGUUUCUAUUCCUGAAUUAAAAAAUUGGAAUCUGCAAGGACCAAAAUUGUUAUAGCAGCUUUGCGAGGAGUAUGCGAGAUGCUGGAAUUGAUACGUGCCAGUUAGAGGUUAUGCGUCUGGAUGAAACAAAUGAGAAAUGCAGCAGGGACAUCGUGAAAUAUAAUAGCAAGAAAAGAGAGAAGAAAAGAGGAAAGGAGUAGCGAUAAAACCACAACCGUACCACUACGAUGAAAUUAAGGAUGCAAUAAUCAUGAGGAAAAAUAAUGAUAAAUAAAAAAGUAGAAACAAGGCUAUAAUGGAUAAACGUGUAAUGGAAUAUGGAAACUGAUGUAAUCUUGUUCAAGUGCAAUUCCGUAUCUUUGCUUUAUCCAAUAUUUAGGAAAAAAAGAGUACCGUGUCUAAUUUAUUCAGAAUUCAAGCUAUUUGCAUCAUGAGCAUCUUCCUCAAUUGUACCAACCGUUUUAUCAUGUCCGAGAUGACUUUAUGGCGUGAUGCAGUAAACUCAAGGAAAACCGGAAACACGAUGCAACGUGAGGUAAUUGUCGUCAGUGUGUAAAGUGUUGUGACGUCUCGUUGCUGUUACACACGUGUAAUUUAGUUAGCGCAAUAAACAAUUUCAAGGUAAACGAAGUCAUCGGCUUUGCCCACGAAAACUGUUGAUUGCGCUAUUCAAUUGUGAGGAAUUUAUAUUGUAUUCAAUUUAGCGAAGGUUCGAUUUACUAAAAGUCCUCGUCAAAUUGGUUUUUCAUGUUUUUGUGGAAAUCAAGUCGGCAUGCAUAUCUCACCCCCGGAUCUAGCCCUAGUAAUAGCCAGGUGUACGAGACACCAAACUUUUUGAUUCUCCUGUUUUCCAAAAAUUGCUUAGAAGAGUUAAAAAUUUUGGAAAAAUAAUUUUCACAAUGACAAAUUGAAAAUUCCAGGCAAU
Cephus cinctus (wheat stem sawfly) is the source of this 2125-nucleotide messenger RNA. Its product is annotated as leucine-rich melanocyte differentiation-associated protein. The transcript has 9 exons. NCBI's taxonomy places the organism in Eukaryota, Metazoa, Arthropoda, Insecta, Hymenoptera, Cephidae. The record is from RefSeq and is a predicted model, not a curated record. Gene Ontology annotation, biological process: melanocyte differentiation. Bases 54 to 926 code for a protein of 290 amino acids. Gene Ontology annotation, molecular function: protein binding.